AUGGAAGAACUCAACACAAAUCAUGCGGAGAUGAUGGAAGCAAUCGACAGAUGGCUGGCGUACGUCCCUGACGCUGAUCACAGAAGGCUUCUGCGCCAGGUGUUCGAAUCUGCCUGCCAAACUGUCGAGAACGAGCAUGCUGAGCUCAUGACUCUUCGAUCUCAAGCUGAGGCAGCAAAGCAAAGCUACCAAAGCCAGAUCCGAGAGCUUGAGACUGAGAGAGAGGCUCUAGCAGCCGAGGCUAUCAAGUUCAGUACUCUCAAAGAGGGUCUCACAAAGGGCCUUUCCUCUCAAUUCGAAGCCCUUACGAAUCAGAUGAUUAAUCUCGCUGAGGAUGUAAGGGUUUCCAAGUCUACUGCUGCGGACACUCUCCAAGCCGCCAACGACGCCGCCUCUGCAAACAAUGCACAGAAUGAGGCGGCCCAGUUUCUUAAAGAAGAUCUGGUUGGACGGUUUGAAAGAGUGUCAGCUUCAGUUGAAGCCGUCGUGACUACCUUGAACAACGUUCAAGGUGAAACGACCAAGUGUUGGAAGGCUACAGAAUCUAUUGUAGCAGACCAACAGCUUGCUGAAGACACCCUGGAUGGCAUCAACACGUCAUUCAAUGAUCUUCAGCAGUCUCUCCAUCCCCUUAUGGACGAGACAAAGGCCAUCAAGGAAUCACUUGGCAAUGGUCUCAAGCAAGAGGUUCUUCAGCCUCUCGUGGAUGAGACCAAUACUAUUAAGAGAUCUGUCGCUGCUAUAGAAGCAGACCAGCAGAUCACUUACGAUGGCGUGAAGGGUCUUGAAGGAUCAGUUGAUGGCCUCAAGCAGAGUCUCCAACCUCUUGCAUGUGAGAUUGAGUCAAUCAAGGAAGCCCUUCGCGGUGGUCUCAAGCAAGAUGCCCUCCAGCCUCUUAUGGACGAGACCAGCGCCAUCAAUGAAGCGCUUGCUGGUAGUCUUCAAGGAGACGCUCUUCAGCCUCUUUUAGCUGAGACUGCAGCAAUCAGGGAGUCUGUCGCUGCCUUGCCCUCUGUGACGGAUAUUGGAGCUGCAUAUAACGAGCGGCUAACCGAUGAAUACACAGCCAAUAUCCUAGCGUUACGUAGAGAACGUAACACUCAGAAGGAUGCGGCGGACAGACUCCGGGGUGAACGAGAUCAGCUCAGAACUGAGGUGACCGACAUCACCCGACAGUUGGAAGAGGCAAUGGCAGCACUGGAGCCUGCUAUUGCCGCGACCGACAAUGAGAGGAAUCGUGUGCAACGCAGAAAUGCGCGAAUCCGAGACCUCAGCACGACAUUGACGGCAGCAGAGCAAGAUCUGGCCGAAGCCCGUCCUUUACUGGAACAGAGAGAGGCGGACAGACGAGACCUUGCUGCCGUCAGAGGCCAACUGGAUACUGUACAGGCGAGAGUGGGUGUCCUGACAACCAACCUCGAUCAAAGUCAAAGACAUCACCAAGAAUGCUCUGGACAGUUGCAGGAGGCCCAAGCAAAGAUUCAAGAGUACACUGUGGAGACGCAGCAGCUACAGAGUAAGCUUAAUACUGCUCUUGAACAGCUUAAUGACCUUCGCUCUCAACAAGCCCAGAAUCACCAAGUCGAAUUAAGGAGACAAUGGGAUAUCGAGAGGGAAGGUCUAAUUCAGCAGCUAGGCAAUCAACGCUCUCAAGAAACUGACACCCUCCACCGCGAAUUGAAGGAGUCAUGGGCGAAUGAGAAGCUAGCGCUGAAUGGUCAAUUGACUGACAAGAUCGCUCUGAUCAACAGCCAAAGACAAGAGAUUGAGACUAUGAAUUACAAGCUAUCCGAUAUGGAACAUCUGACAUUAGAGCUUGAGAAGUCAAAGUCUGAUCUUGAGAGGGCUAAACAAUCGCUAUCUAGCCUAACACAGGCAUCUGAAGCUACAUUGUUGGAGUCUACACAAAAGGCCACCAGGUUUGAAAGUGACCUGGCUGAGGCCAAGGCCGAGAUCGAGAGAGUCCAUAACGAGUUGCAAGAGACAAAUUCCCAGCUCGUUGAAAAUGGCAAUCUCGUUCAAGACCUGCGAACGCAGUUGAGCAAAUCCACCACUGAGAUGGAGGCUAUCUGCGAAGCCCACCCUGUCCUCUCGCUGCGCGAGGAGGAGAUUGGGGGGCUUGCCAAGGUGUAUCUCGAGCUCGCUGAUGAGUUUUAUGACCUUCCAGUCAAUUACAAUCCUGAUAAGCGUGACGAGAUGCUCCAGACCUUUGUUGAGGUUGCUCCUCUCCUCAAUUACUAUAGUGCAAAGGAUAACAUUAUUCUUUUAAUGCACUCUAAUCCUCAAGGCUGGUAUUGCUUACAAGAGAAAUAG
Messenger RNA from Fusarium pseudograminearum CS3096, 2313 nucleotides. RefSeq lists its product as uncharacterized. The transcript has 2 exons. Lineage: Eukaryota; Fungi; Ascomycota; Sordariomycetes; Hypocreales; Nectriaceae. The coding region runs from base 1 to 2313 and encodes 770 amino acids. The record is from RefSeq and is a predicted model, not a curated record.